This is a messenger RNA of Sorghum bicolor (sorghum), 2470 nucleotides long. Its product is annotated as transcription termination factor MTEF18, mitochondrial. Gene Ontology annotation, biological process: regulation of DNA-templated transcription; chloroplast organization. Lineage: Eukaryota; Viridiplantae; Streptophyta; Magnoliopsida; Poales; Poaceae. Gene Ontology annotation, cellular component: chloroplast. The record is from RefSeq and is a predicted model, not a curated record. The transcript is spliced from 2 exons. Gene Ontology annotation, molecular function: double-stranded DNA binding. Bases 393 to 2318 code for a protein of 641 amino acids.
CGCCGGAGCACACCCAAACGGCCGAACCCCCAAACCCCAGGUCCCCACCCCAACUCAACCCCUCCGCCGCCGGCCGCACCGUCUCGUCCGCCACGCGCCACCAGCGGCCUGCGUCCUCCCACCUCCUCGCGAAGUCUGUGCCCUCUUUGCCGCAGCUUCAUCUGCUCUGCCCCACUCCACCAAGGAGCUCGGGCACCGGCUGCCACUGCACGGUCCUGCGCCGGCGACCGUUUGACGCCGCCCGCUUCAGCGGUAGUAGCAGCGUGCUACUUCACUUGACUGGGCGCUGAGGGUGCAGAAGCUGGAGCCGCCGUCGAUGGCGGCCGUGGAGUAGCACCCCAAAGCUGUCGCCUUUCUUGCCGUCCUGCCAGCGCUUCCAGCUCGGUUUCUCCAUGAUCCUCCGCAGCGCACUAAGGGCCGGUCGCGGCCUCAGGCGGGUUCCCCUGGUUCAUCUCAUUGUGGAGCACGGUGAGCCGUCCCGAGCACCACCCCGGUGUGCUACUGAUACCCGGGAUGUUGAAGAACCAUCAGCUGUGUUGAAUUGGUGGGGGGUCAGUCCAAUUGGUCAUCGGUAUCAGUUGCGGGCUUACUCGGCUGCAGCUGCACACGUUAGGGGUGAGAAACCGUUGGAUUGUGCUAAUGAGGUGGUAAUGAUGGAUGGGGAGGUCAAGCGAAUGAAGAAGAUGCGGGUGUUCUGGACCGCUCAGCGGACUUUCAUGGAGUACCUCCAUGUCACACGGGGGCUGAGCUUUUUGGAUGCCGAGCAUAUAAGCAAGCACUCACCUGCCUUUGUGAGCAAGCUGCUGAACCAGGUGAAGGAUGCUAUCAAGGACCCUGUGGAAGGGGGUGAGGCAGUGUUCAGGUCAAAGGUGAAGACAAGGGAGAUGAGGGAUGAGAGGGCCACUACUGCGUUGCAGCGUCUGUUCAGGUAUCAUCCGAUCAAUGAGUUUGAGCCAUUCUUCGAGAGCAUGGGCUUAAAGCCGAGUGAGUAUGAAUCCUUUCUGCCUCAGGAUCUCAUGUUUCUAUCCGAUGACGAGGCAUUGCUGGAGAACUACCGUGUUCUUUGCAAUUAUGGGGUUAUGCGCACUAAGAUUGGGGGGAUAUACAGGGAUGCUGGGGAGGUUUUCAGUUUUGGUGAUGGUGUGCUUGCGUCUAAGCUAAGAGCUAUUGAGGAUCUAGGGUUCAGUAAGACCACUGUGAUAAAACUUGUGACCUGUUGCCCUGCGGUAUUGACACGUGGCCCGCAUGCUGAAUUGAAGAUCAUAAAGUGGCUAGAUGACACUGGCAUUCAGAGAGACUGGAUUGGUCAAUUCUUAUCUAUAAAGAAGUCGUAUAAUUGGAGAAAGAUGGUCGAAGUUCCUCAAUUUUUUACUGAAUUAGGAUUUGAUAAGGAGGGUAUUGGUAAAUUGAUCAGACAACACCCAGAUUUCUUGUUGGAUGGUUCUGGAAAGGCACUGUUUAGGGCAGUUGCCAUCAUGCUGAAAGCAGGGUCUGGAAAAGAAGAUCUAUUUGAUCUUUUCCUGGACUUCCCAGAUGUACAGGCCAGGAGUUUCGCAAGGAACAUACAGAGUCUUAUACUAUUCUUAACUGAAAUUGAUGUAAGCGAGGAGGAUAUUAAGAAGUUUGUGGUAGCAAAUGCAUCAAUGCUUGGUUCUGCUCGAGUGAAGAAGGCAAACAGCAUUCUUACAUAUCUCAAUGUGGGGAAGAGGCGUUUGUGGAGGAUUAUAAUGGAAGAGCCACACGAACUGAUGAAAUAUGCAUUAGGGUUAAAGGUCAACCGCCUACCGCCUUAUGACAGGACUGAGAAAUCACUGAAGGAGAAGGUGAAAUUUUUGAAAAACAUAGGAUUUGAGGAAGGCUCUGAUGAUAUGAACAAGGCACUGAAAACUUUCCGUGGUAAGGGUGAUCAGCUACAAGAUCGGUUUGACUUUUUGGUGAAGACUGGAUUUGAACCCAAGGAUGUAUCGAAAAUGAUCAAAGUAGCACCGCAGGUUCUGAAUCAGAAGAUACAUGUCCUUGAGUCCAAGAUAGCAUUCCUUUUAAAUGAGACAUCAUAUCCUCUAAGUGCUCUGGUUGGAUACCCUGCAUACUUGUCGUUCACUAUAGAGAGAACCAAAGCUAGGUUUCUAAUGUACAAUUGGCUGCGAGAAAAAGGGCUGGUUCCUCCUAAUCUUGCUCUAUCCACCUUAUUAGCUUGUUCAGAGAAGCGGUUUCUUAAAUAUCUGGUCCUAAAACAUGAAAAGGGUCCAGAAGUCUGGGAGAAGUUGAAGAAAGAGGUAGUUGCAGACAAAAACAUGCACUGUACUGCAGAUGAUUAGCACGAUAUUAUUUGUUGAGAGAUUUUUUUUUGAGGAAAAGGCAAUGGAGUGCCUUUUUCAUGUUAAUUAUGUAAUGAAGAAUGUGCAUGGAUGGUAGUAACUGAUAUUUUAACUUAGUUCCAUGAAUAUUGUUUUUGUUUUGUUUUGUCUUA